Messenger RNA from Aspergillus puulaauensis, 1092 nucleotides. RefSeq lists its product as uncharacterized. Lineage: Eukaryota; Fungi; Ascomycota; Eurotiomycetes; Eurotiales; Aspergillaceae. The transcript has 4 exons. The record is from RefSeq and is a predicted model, not a curated record. Bases 1 to 1092 code for a protein of 363 amino acids.
AUGUCAAUUCCGAACAGGCCAGAAUGGGCGACAGUCAACCUGCAAUGGUCCCCCGACGUAGGACCAGUCCCCGUCAGCGAGGCCAUGAGGCCUACUCGCGAGUCGCAGGGAGAGCAGGAAAUGAUUGCCCGGAUGUGGGUGAUGUGCGCCAUACAGAUGCAAGACAAACUGCGUUCUGCAACUUGCACGAAACCACACUUUGAGCGCUAUCGGUCUUGGAUAACACAAGAGUAUGAGAAGUUUACGCAGCCAGGGUAUCCCCAGGUUCCAGACUCGAGCGAGCUGGUAGACAUGAGCAGUGACGAUCGUCUGGCUGCCAUGAACGAGUUGCGAGAACGGGUCAAAGAUACGCACUUGUGGCCUGUGAUUGAAGGGCCCUGGCGAGUGUACGAAAAUGCUGUUGAUAUUGUCGAGGGGCGCGUGAAGCUGGUGAAGGUGCUCUUGAAAGACGGACUGCUGGAAAAGUUCUAUGACUGGGCGAAUGGACUCUCUGAAGUGCGUCCCCUGUUCAACCUCAUGGGCCGCAGUAACCCUGGACUGCGCAUCCUGGAGAUAGGAGCCGGCACUGGGGGAACGACAGCUCGGGCUUUAGAGGGAUUGAAGUCAGACGAUGGACAGCGGUUGUAUAGUAGCUACGUCUUCACCGACAUCUCGCCUCUGUUCUUCGACUCCGCCAGACGCCGAUUCGAGGCAUACGAUGGCAUCGAGUAUCAAGAUUUGGAUAUUUCGCGUGAUCCUACUGAACAGGGAUUCGAAACCGGGGCAUACGACCUUGUCAUUGCAUCGAACGUACUGCACGCAACGCCAUGUCUCGUCAACACAUUGAAGAACGUUCGAAAACUACUGAAACCCAACGGCUUCCUCUUCAACCAAGAGCUCUCGCCUCCCGGCAAGUAUGUUGAUUUCAUGGUGGGAAUGCUGCCAGGAUGGUGGCUAGGCGACGCAGACGGACGCACAGGAGGGCCAUGUAUAACUCCUGAGGAAUGGGACAAGCGUUUGCAGCAGGCAGGGUUCGAGGGACUGCAUGCAGUGGGACUAGACAGUGACCCCCCGUUUUACUACAACGCCAACAUGAUUGCCAGAGCAGCCUAG